Gadus macrocephalus (Pacific cod) is the source of this 1335-nucleotide messenger RNA. RefSeq names its product N-acetyltransferase family 8 member 7-like. The record is from RefSeq and is a predicted model, not a curated record. The coding region runs from base 302 to 967 and encodes 221 amino acids. Gene Ontology annotation, molecular function: N-acetyltransferase activity. The transcript has 2 exons. Lineage: Eukaryota; Metazoa; Chordata; Actinopteri; Gadiformes; Gadidae.
UUUGGCGGGGGGUAGGGGGGUUGAAUUCAUUCUCGACAAAAACUGAAUAUACGUCGUUGUUAUUCAUUAAUAGGUCUACGUUUACUGUACGCCCAGAUGUUUGGAUACAGGUUAUUUUGUUCUGCACUUUGAACAACGGCCACCGAAGUUAGUACGCUAGAAUAGAUCAUGUGACCGCUCCGUGAUUCUCAGGGCUGUUGGUUUAUAUUUGUAAAAGGGUUUUGCAUUCGGCAGAAAACCACUCCGUUAUCCCAUGAAGUUUACUUCUUGCGCAUAGUGGAAUUUCAGACUAUUUAAAAACAUGCAGUUGCGAAUUCGUAAGUACCAGGACCCUGACAAGGAGACGGUCAGGUCCCUGUUUUCCCAAGGCAUACAGGAACACAUCAGGCCAAGUUUUAAGAAUGCUAUGAGCAGCCCGCUCUACCUGUGCUUCUCCCUGGGUCUGGGCGUCACUGGCUACCUCCUGGCCUCUGGUUUAGGAGCCCUUGUGCUUGUGUCUGGCUGGGCGGGCCUAGUCUACUACUGCUGCCACAAGUUGUAUGCUGACUAUGUCAGGGGCAGGCUGCAGGCGGACAUGCAGGACAUACAGGCGAGCUACAUGGCCCAGCCAGACGACUGCUUCUGGGUGGCAGAGACUGUUGCCACAGGGAAGGUGGUGGGUAUGGUGGCUGUGGUGGCCAAGAAGAACGGUGCAGAGAGGUACGGCGAAUUGUUCAGAAUGAUUAUAUCGUCUGCGACACGCCGGACGGGCCUUGGAUCCAGAAUGACUCAAGCAGUCCUGGACUUCUGCAAGCAGCAUGGGAUGUCCAAGGUUAUUUUGGAGACCUCCUCCACUCAAACGGCUGCCAUUGCCCUGUACCAGAAAUUGGGGUUUAAACAUGUCCGCUCAUAUACUAAAACACAUGUCGCUAAUUGGAUGAUGAAGAUAACUAGAGUUACUAUUGUAGUCAUGGAAAAAUCUAUAUAGAACUGUGAAAUAUAAAACGCUGAUCGUGUUAAAUGUCACUCCAUAUAAUUUUAGACUAUCAUUUUAUAAAUGUUAAUGUAUGGUCCCUUCUCAUAAACAUAACACUUGUGUAUGCAUUAAGUGUAAUAUGUUUAAGUGUAAUAUGUUUGUAUUGUCAAGUGUCAAGCGUUUAUGAGCACUUCUGAUGACAAUAUAAAAAUUGUAUUUUUGUCAAUGAACACUCCCACAAAGCUAAAUGUAAUCGUCUAACAUAAAGUUAUAAUACAAUAAUAUAUUAUGUUACAAAGCUUAUUUGAUUACAUUGUAUGUUAUUUGCUCAUUUAUGAGUCACAUUUUGUUAUAAUAAAGAAUAUACUUAUAUUUACUGA